Molecule: messenger RNA, 936 nt
Organism: Polychytrium aggregatum
Lineage: Eukaryota; Fungi; Chytridiomycota; Chytridiomycetes; Polychytriales
Exons: 2
Coding region: 1-936 (311 amino acids)
Molecular function (GO): lipid binding
Source: RefSeq, a predicted model, not a curated record
AUGGCCCCCCAGACACCAUCCCCGCUCUCGUCCUCACCAUCAACAUCGGCAUCGGCAUCAGCAUCGACAUCGGCAUCGGGGGAAUCGACACCGGCCUCGCCCGGAGCCGGUGCCGCAGCCGGUGCCGGUCUGUUUGCGACGCCCGUUCAUGACUUUGUCUCUGCCAUCGAGGAGUUUGACUCGUCCAGCCUCUUUGACGGCUACCGCAAGAUCUACUCGGCCAAGGGCUUUGACGUGUACAAGCGCCCGUGGCCUCGCAAUCCGAAUCUAUUUGAAUACAAAGUCCACGGGGUCCUCAAGAACGUCCCGAUGAAGGUCCUGGCUCGAGUAUACAUCGAAUACGAGUAUCGCCGCACCUGGGACGAGAGAACGGCUGCUGCCAUACGGAUCAAGGAUCUCGAGGAAGACCCGCCGUCCAAACAGAGCCCACCGGUCGCCCCGAGCCUGGACCAAAGCGACCCCUGCAGCACGUCGCAGUUCAAACCGGGGAUCUUCCGCAACGUCGUGCCGUAUCCGUUCCCCCUGUCACAUCGCGAAUAUGUCUAUGCCCUCAAGCACAAGCAUAUCCUGACCCCAAAGUCCGAGUACGCUAUCGUCAUCGGCCAUGCCUACAGGCCCGACGAGGAGCCAUCGGCACAGCCGACAAGCCAUCCUGUUGCCGGCGAGGCCAACUUGCUGCCGGUGCAGCCAGGCUAUGUGCGGGUCGACACCUACCACCAGCUUGUGGCCAUGCGCGCAACCCCGGACGGCAAGAGUACCGAGGUCAUUGUCAAGUAUGUCGACGAUCCCAAGGCCAGCGGCGGCCUCUUUGGAUUUGUCGCCAACUGGGUGGCCAAGGUGCGCCUGCCCGGCUUCUUCUUUGGCCUGGAAAAGGCCUGCGAUCGCUUCGUGUCCACCCACCCGCAGCUGCUGGCGACGGGCCCAGGCAAGCAGUGA